GACGGACGUUUCCAAAGAAGGGUCAGACGUGUGUGGUGCACUACACAGGCCAGAUAACUAAUGGAAAGAAGUUUGAUUCCUCCAGAGACAGAAACAAGCCUUUCAGGUUCAAGAUUGGCAGGCAAGAAGUCAUUAAAGGAUUUGAAGAAGGUGUUACACAGAUGAGCUUAGGACAAAGAGCCAAGUUGACCUGCACACCGGAGAUGGCCUAUGGAGCCACAGGCCACCCUGGGGUCAUCCCUCCCAAUGCUACUCUCCUCUUUGAUGUGGAGCUUCUCAGGUUAGAGUGAAUCUUCUCGAGGGAGUUGGCUGGAGACAUCUGUUAAUGACCAUCCGUUCUUUCUCGCCUGGCUGGCAGCAGGAGAAAUCUUCACUGGAAUCCCAAUCUUCCCUGCUCAAGCUGUCCUGUCCAUAGCGCCUGCCGUUUGGUUUCUUACACCUUUCUUCUCUUUUUUUAACUUUGUGGUGUCCGUAUUUGCCUUUUAUUAGGAGCUUUGCUUUGGGAAAAAUGUGUACUGUUGUAACAUUUUCAAGUUGUACAUUUUAUUUAAUUUGCAUGU
Molecule: messenger RNA, 560 nt
Organism: Cariama cristata (Red-legged seriema)
Lineage: Eukaryota; Metazoa; Chordata; Aves; Cariamiformes; Cariamidae
Gene: FKBP1B
Product: FK506 binding protein 1B, 12.6 kDa
Exons: 4
Biological process (GO): regulation of cardiac muscle contraction by regulation of the release of sequestered calcium ion
Cellular component (GO): sarcoplasmic reticulum membrane
Molecular function (GO): peptidyl-prolyl cis-trans isomerase activity
Source: RefSeq, a predicted model, not a curated record